AUGGCAGAAGCAAAUGGAAAACCAGCUCGCUAUGCACCAGAAGAACUCAUAGUCUCUGAAGCCACGGUGGAUGAUCGAGAGUACCUUGCAGAAGGUUACUACGCCUGCUUCGACGACGAAUGGCACAGGCAAAUGGAACCCCCAGACCGCCGCCCUGCCGACUGGCAAACCUCCCGCAUCACCCGUGUAGCCACGCGCAUGCUGCCCUGGUUCUCAGAACCACACGUGCGAUUAGCAAAAGUCACGCUCUCGCCCUCUUCGCCCUCUUACGACCCCGCAGCGCCCAAUCGCAUCAUUGGCCAUGCGAUGUGGUUACUCCCCGGCCGCACGUCCAAGGAAAUCAUCAAUUUCUGGCGGAGAGAUGCAAGUGAUUUGCUGGGGUGGAAGGAGAAGAUGGGAUGGACAAAAGAAUUCGAGGACGAGCUUUGGAGUACGUUUGACGUGGAUGCUUGGCAGAAUCUUGAGUUUUUGCCGUGGGAUAGGGCUAGAGAGUACUAUAUGAAAGGAAUUGGUCAUUGGCAUCUCGCGCCCAUCUGGGUUCUUCCUGAACAUCAGGGUCGAGGCAUUGCGUCGCUGCUUCUGAAGGACGCGUUUAGUCUUGCGAAGAAAGUUGAUCCGCCACAGCCGUUAUAUCUAGAGGCUAUGCCCGAUGCGAGGCCGGUUUACGUGAAGCAUGGUUAUCUGGCGUUUGAUGGGGAAGGGAAGGAGUUUGCGAUGAUCAAAAACCCGCCAGAGUCAGUCAAGUCGCUGUUGCAGAAGCAGUAG
This is a messenger RNA of Periconia digitata, 765 nucleotides long. The record is from the annotation of a GenBank genome assembly. NCBI's taxonomy places the organism in Eukaryota, Fungi, Ascomycota, Dothideomycetes, Pleosporales, Periconiaceae.